This is a messenger RNA of Hipposideros armiger (great roundleaf bat), 4154 nucleotides long. RefSeq names its product PAT1 homolog 1, processing body mRNA decay factor (gene PATL1). Gene Ontology annotation, biological process: P-body assembly; deadenylation-dependent decapping of nuclear-transcribed mRNA. Gene Ontology annotation, cellular component: P-body. Gene Ontology annotation, molecular function: RNA binding. The record is from RefSeq and is a predicted model, not a curated record. Bases 208 to 2523 code for a protein of 771 amino acids. The transcript is spliced from 19 exons. Lineage: Eukaryota; Metazoa; Chordata; Mammalia; Chiroptera; Hipposideridae.
CGCGCAGACGCCGCGCCGGGCGCCGAAAGAGGCGGACGCCCUCCACUAGGUGCGCCUGCGCAAGUUCCCACGCACGCUCCGGCGUACGGCGGCGGCCAGGGGUCGCGAGCCGGUGGAGGACCCGCGCGCGGGGGAGCCCGGAGAGUCAACGCUUCUUCCCUCCCUCCCCCAUUCCCCUCCCCGCUCCCCUCCCCCCCUUCCCCAAGAAUGUUCCGCUACGAGUCUUUGGAGGAUUGUCCUCUGGAUGAAGAUGAGGAUGCAUUUCAGGGCCUGGGAGAGGAAGAUGAAGAGAUUGAUCAAUUCAAUGAUGAUACAUUUGGGUCAGGUGCAGUUGAUGAUGAUUGGCAGGAAGCACAUGAGCGACUGGCUGAAUUGGAAGACAAGCUACCGGUGACAGUCAACGAACAAACAGGCAAUGGAGAAAGGGAUGAGAUGGACUUGCUGGGCGACCAUGAGGAGAACCUGGCAGAAAGGCUGAGUAAGAUGGUGAUCGAAAACGAACUAGAAGAUCCAGCUAUCAUGAGGGCAGUGCAGACCAGGCCAAUUGUGCAAUCCCAACCAGGAAGUCUCAAUUCCAGCAUCUGGGAUGGAUCUGAAGUUCUGAGGCGAAUCCGAGGACCACUGCUUGCUCAGGAAAUGCCUGCGGUAUCUGUAUUAGAAUAUGCCUUGCCUCCGAGGCCCCCUCAAGGCCCAGAAGAUGAUCGGGACCUUUCUGAGCGUGCAUUACCACGGCGGUCCACUUCACCUGUCAUCGGGAGUCCUCCUGUUAGAGCUGUCCCCAUAGGCACCCCACCUAAGCAGAUGGCUGUCCCCAGCUUCAACCAGCAGAUUCUGUGUCCGAAGCCUGUCCAUGUUCGGCCCCCAAUGCCACCACGGUAUCCUGCUCCCUAUGGUGAGAGGAUGUCUCCAAACCAGCUCUGCAAUGUCCCGAAUUCUUCUCUCCUGGGUCACCCCUUUCCUCCUAGCGUUCCUCCUGUUCUCAGCCCCCUCCAGAGAGCACAGCUUCUUGGAGGAGCACAGCUGCAGCCUGGACGGAUGUCUCCCAGCCAAUUUGCACGGGUCCCUGGAUUUGUUGGUAGCCCGCUUGCUGCCAUGAAUCCCAAGUUGCUGCAGGGGCGAGUUGGGCAGAUGCUUCCGCCAGCACCAGGCUUCCGUGCCUUCUUUAGUGCUCCGCCCCCUGCUACACCAUCUCCUCCGCAGCAGCACCCCCCUGGCCCAGGACCUCACCUGCAAAACCUAAGAUCUCAGGCCCCAGUGUUCAGACCCGACACCACUCACCUCCAUCCACAGCACCGCCGACUCUUGCAUCAGAGGCAGCAACAGAAUAGAAAUCAGCAUCGGAAUCUCAAUGGUGCAGGGGACAGAGGAAGUCACCGGAGCGGUCAUCAGGACCAUCUCCGAAAGGACCCAUAUGCCAAUCUCAUGUUGCAGCGAGAAAAGGAUUGGGUCUCUAAAAUCCAGAUGAUGCAACUGCAGAGCACUGAUCCCUACCUGGAUGACUUUUAUUAUCAGAAUUACUUUGAAAAACUGGAGAAACUGUCAGCUGCUGAAGAAGUGCAAGGUGAUGGCCCCAAGAAGGAGCGCACCAAGCUCAUCACCCCUCAGGUGGCCAAACUGGAGCACGCCUAUAAACCAGUGCAGUUUGAGGGCUCCUUGGGAAAGCUUACUGUCUCUAGUGUGAAUAAUCCCCGGAAAAUGAUUGAUGCUGUUGUGACAUCUCGGAGUGAAGAUGAUGAGACAAAAGAAAAACAGGUUCGGGACAAGAGACGAAAAACCCUUGUCAUAAUUGAGAAAACCUACAGUUUACUCCUUGACGUGGAGGAUUAUGAAAGGCGUUAUCUCCUAAGUCUAGAAGAAGAGCGACCUGCCCUGGUGGAUGAAAGAAAGCACAAAAUUUGUAGCAUGUAUGAAAACUUAAGGGGGAAAUUGCCUGGACAAGAGAGGCCAAGCGAUGACCACUUUGUACAGAUCAUGUGUAUCCGGAAAGGGAAGCGAAUGGUCGCCCGUAUUCUUCCUUUCCUCUCUACAGAGCAAGCAGUUGACAUUGUCAUGACAACAGCCAGGAACCUCCCUUUCCUUAUCAAGAAGGAUGCACAAGAUGAGGUGCUGCCAUGCUUACUGAGUCCCUUCUCUCUCCUCCUCUAUCAUCUUCCAUCAGUGACCGUCACCAGCCUUCUGCAGCAGCUGAUGAACCUACCUCAGAGUGCAGCCGCACCAGCCCCCUCCAACCCUCACCUCGCUGCUGUGCUCCAGAACAAGUUUGGCCUGUCACUGCUCCUCAUCGUCCUGAGCCGUGGGGAAGACCUUCAGAGCUCAGACCCUGCUGCAGAACCAACGGAAAACAGCCAGUGGACGGAGGUGAUGUUCAUGGCCACCCGAGAACUCCUGCGGAUUCCCCAAGCAGCCCUGGCCAAGCCAGUUUCUAUCCCCACAAACCUGGUAUCCCUCUUUUCUCGCUAUGUUGACCGACAGAAACUGAACUUGCUGGAGACAAAACUGCAGCUAGUUCAGGGGAUACGAUAAAAGAUCUGCAGAUGUGUCCUGUGCCUCCUGUUGGCUGUCACCUGCACUGCUGCCACCACCAAUGGAGUGUUUUUAAUGAGGGCGGGAAGGGAGCUUGUUCCCAAAGCGUCUGUGGGGCCGAUUCCUGUGCACAGGGGUUGUCUCUAAAUGCCAGGUACUUCCCGACUGCUCUGUGAAAUUGGCUGGGUGAUACUUCUGCUGGUUUCUUCUUACCUUCUUUGUUACAAUUCUGCAUGUCCUGUUUUUACUCAAUUCUCAAUUUUGCAUUUUCUUUGCCCUAGAGACACAAAUAUAAUCUCUCCCUUUAUCCCACCACCAUUCCUCCGAUUCAGAGUAGAUGUAGCCUGCCAAAGUGGUCCUUCCCUCGUCCUAUUGAAGUAUUCUUCAUUGCCCCGUAUUAAUAUGACUAUAGGAGAGCCAAUUAAGUAGAAAUUAAUAUACAUGUAUAUGCGCGCACACACCCCCUACAUAUGUUGAUGUGGUCUCCAGAGGAUCCUUAAAGAAUGAGUUAGAUUAAGAAAUAUUAGGUUGACACAUCCCUCCUGUACACACAAACCAGCUGAUGUACUUUUAAUGUUUCUAGCCCAUCUUGUAAUUAAUAUGGUGGGUUCUACUUUUUUUAAUAUAAAUACAGGAUAUGCAGCACAUUUCAUAAAAUCAGAACUCUUAAUUGGCUGAUGCCCAGCUCUGGGCUGGGAAGUCCUUUUUCUCCUCCCCUCUUGAAUUUCCUUUCUUUCUGGCCACCUCCAUGGAAACAGCACACGGUUAAACCUUUUUCCUGCUACAACUACGGUGUACUUGAGUCCCUCCCCUCAAGUGCAUGGAAGAUUGCCCAAGAUGAUUCCAACGCAGCGUCUGCAUCCACAGUGUAGCUUUUGUCUUCCUGAGACCACUUCAGUAAGCCAUGCUUUUACUUCUCUCUUCCCAUUUUUAUUUGGUGUCAUGGGUAGAAACCUCCAGAUGUGACUGUGGAAGCUGUUUGGCUUGCUUUCCUCUUCAGCCUCCUCCACAUCAUGGGCAGAACUGCUGCCCUUGCUCCUGCAUCUCACCCACGUCCUGUCUCAGGAGCCAGGGGCCUGGGUGUGAAUCCUAGCAGGCAACAGCCAUGACCCUUUCCACUUAUCCCUCUCCCAUCCAGCACUCAACCAGGAUGAGGAGGUUUGAUCCCUAGUGAUUACAGCCGUCAAGAAAAUUAAAUCUGAAUUCAUGUUACAUGACUGUCCUGAUAUACCUUCUUGCUGUUCUCACCUUCGCGAAUGUAGUCGGGAGAACAGACUAUGAUAUUUAAAGAGGAAACAUUUUGCACAUACAAGUAUUGUACAACAGUAAAACCCUUCUCCGUUAUAACCAGCUGUCCUUUUUCUCCAUUUCUUCCCAUUCUGUAGCCCCAGGCUUCACUAGCUGUGCCCCAGUGACAUUACCUAGCAUCCCUCCGCCGUUACCCACUCACUCUUUCCACUAUGGGCCUUUCCUACCUUUCCAUUUCACAGCCGAUCAAGUGAAGACUUGAUUAUUAUUUCUUCCUUUCUGUGCUUUUAUCUUUUUUGUUUGGUUCUAAUUAAUAAAAAUUAAAAUUUCUAAAUUUACAUUUUUAUAGGGUAUUGUAAAUAAAAACAAAUUGUAUACUUGAA